Arabis nemorensis is the source of this 624-nucleotide messenger RNA. Lineage: Eukaryota; Viridiplantae; Streptophyta; Magnoliopsida; Brassicales; Brassicaceae. The record is from the annotation of a GenBank genome assembly.
AUGUCUUCGGAUUCAACUUAUUGUCGAGUCUCUCCACUCCAUGAUGAGUCCGAAUUACUUUUGUCAAUCACCUCGUCGACUUUGCGUCAUCAAUCAAUCACCUCAUCAAAGUCGACAUCAUGGGACCUGGUCGUAAUUCACCUUGUGAUGCCGUCAUCUUUACCUCGCCGUCGCAUCGAUCAAGUUUCGCAUAGCCGUUGCGUCACGUUCACUGAAUUUGCUUCACGUUGCAUCGAUCAAACUUUGCUGCACCGUCACAUCGAUAAGUUUUGCCUCAUCGUCGCGUCAAUUAAGCUUUACCUCGUCGUCGCAUUAGCCAAACUUUGCCUCGUCAUCGCAUCGAUCAAGCUUUGCCUCGUCGUCGCAUUGAUGAAGUUUCGCCAUGUCAUCGCAUCACUUUCACUAACCUCACCUUGUUGCCAUCGCAUCACUUCGUCGCCGUCACAUCACCUCCUCGCCGAUGUCACCUUCCGAUCGAGCUCCACUUUACCUCGUUGCCAUCGCAUCACCUCAUGGCCAUCAGAUCACCUCAUCGCCGUCGCGACACCUCGUUGCCGAUGUCACCUUCUGAUCGAGCUCAAUUUCACCUUGUUGCCAUCGCGUCACCUCGUCGCUGUCGCGUAA